AAUAGACACUGCGUUCGAGAGCCGCGUAUUAACCGGCGCUGUUUUGAAUUCAUACUACAUCGAACCGCGUAACUUUCUUCAGGAUGCGAGAGACGUUGUGCUCAAGCAUAUACGGGGUGCAUUGGUGAAACAUAAGACACUAAAAGUGAAUACCGCAUUUAAUGGAGAGUUUGUAGCGGGUGAUAAACGCUCGAACAAGACUAUCAGCACAAAGAACUGUGAAAUCUUUGACGAGAUCAAUCUCGAAGAGUGGUACGAGCAACGCAUCGUCGAACCCACCCUAGCAUCGCUGGAAGAAUUUCAAGAACGGGAUAGCGGAUGGGCGCAGUCGCGUAUACUCAAUUUAAUUGUUAACGUGAAUAAAUAUAUGCCGCUGCAUGCUGAAUGUAUCAUACAAUUACCACGAGAAAUACAACUAAAGAGAGCUGUAAUCAACGUAUGCUCGAACGACAAUGCAUGUUUCGCGUGGUCAGUGGUGGCUGCUCUGCAUCCAGCCGAAAAUCACGUAUAUCGGACAUCGGCAUAUCCUCAUUCAAUGGUGUUGAAUAUCCAGGAUAUCGAAUUUCCAAUGAAAUUGAACCAAAUUAAAAAGUUUGAACACGCCAACAGCAUCUCCAUCAACGUCUACACCACUGAAGAAAAGAAGGUUCUACCGAUACGGCUCGCCACACGGAAGAUGGAGAGACAUGUCAAUUUGCUGUAUUUAGAAGGAGCAAACGGCGUGGGACAUUUCGCGUGGAUCAAAAACUUGUCCCGCCUCGUGAGCUCACAAUUGAGUAAACAUAAACGCAGAAAAUACUUUUGCGAUAGAUGCUUGCACUACUUUAGUUCGAAUGAGAAGCUGGAAGCUCACACCGUAGAUUGCGAGAAGAUGAACGAAUGCGCAAUCGUAUUACCAGAUGAUGAAAGCAAGUGGCUCAGCUUCGACAACUACAUCCGGAAAGAGCGACUUCCAUUUGUGGUGUACGCCGACCUCGAGUGCAUUCUGGAGAAAACUGAUCGAGAAGCGCCAAGAUCCACAUACCAGCAUCAUAAAGUAUUAAGUAUUGCAUAUUAUGUUCAAUGCGCGUACGAUUCGUCCUUGUCAGUGUAUCAGUGUCGUCGUGAUGCGAAUUGUGUUUCCUGGUUCGUCGAAGAAUUAAAGAAUUUGGCACAUUUUGUUAAAUCAAUUUUAUCAAAUAACAUACAAAUGGAUGAUUUAACGAGCGAACAGCAGGAGGCAUUUCGCAACGUGACGCAUUGUCACAUUUGCCAAAAACCGUUUGGAGAAAACGAUACGAGGGUUCGCGAUCAUUGCCAUCUAACCGGUCGGUACAGAGGUCCCGCGCACUCCAAUUGUAAUCUAAAUUAUAAAAACUCUUUUUGCAUUCCCAUAGUUUUUCAUAAUUUGUCCGGUUACGAUUCGCAUUUUAUUAUCGAAGAAAUAGCUACAGCUUUCGAGGGUGUCGUCAGUGUAUUGCCGAUAACAAAAGAAAAGUACAUCUCGUUCACAAAAAGUGUCAACGAUCCAAAUGGACCGGCGCGAAAUUGUAUAAAAUUGAGAUUCAUCGAUUCAUACAAAUUCUUGAGUACCAUUCUCGAUAAAUUAGCGUCUUUCUUAGAUAAAAGCAAAUUAAGAAUUUUACGAACCGAGUUUCAAAAUUUGUCUAUCGAAGAUUUCGAAUUAUUGACGCAAAGGGUGUUUUUCCAUACGAGUACAUUGACUGUGCCGAAAAGUUGGAACAAUCAUGUUUGCCAUCGCGCGAAUCAUUUUAUAGUUCCGUGACGGGUGAUACAGUAUCGGAGAGCGAGUACGCGCACGCCGAGAACGCGUGGACACGGUUUUCCAUUCAAACGCUGGGCGAAUAUAGCGAUUUGUAUUUGAAAACAGAUGUCUUGCUGUUGGCCGAUUCGAUCCCGCGUAUUAUUACACUCUGUCCGGUUUUACGUGGGAUGCCAUGCUGAAGCAUACAAAAGUUAAUUUCGAAUUACUAACAGAUAUCGACAUGGUCCUGUUUAUCGAACGCGGUAUACGCGGCGGAUUAAGUCACUGUUCAGGUAGAUAUGCGAAAGCCAACAAUAAGUACAUGCAGUCGUACGAUCCAUCGAAAGCAUCGUCGUACUUGAUGUACUUUGAUGUAAAUAAUCAGUAUGGGUGGGCAAUGUGUCCACCAUUGCCAUAUGCAGAAUUUCGAUGGGUCGACAACGUUGCAAACUUUGACGUGUCUUCGAUUGCUGCCGAUUCGCCCACGGGUUAUAUUCUAGAGGUUGAUCUAGAAUAUCCGCAACGCUUGCACGACAUUCACGCGGACCUGCCGUUCUGUCCAACACGUGCCAGACCACCUGACAAAAGAGAGGACAAGCUGCUCGCAACUCUACACAAUAAGUAGCGCUACGUUAUCCACUAUCGUAACCUGCAGCAAUGCACGUAACAUGGUAUUCGUAUUACAAAGGUAUACCGCGUCCCCCAAUUCGCACAAUCACCCUGGCUCCGCGAUUACAUCGAAGUAAAUACAAAGUUUAGAACUCUCGCUACAAACGAUUUUGAAAAGAAUUUGUAUAAAUUGAUGAACAAUGCGGUAUUUGGCAAAACUAUGGAGAAUGUACACAAUCACGUCGAUGUAAAAUUAGUAACAAAAUGGGAAGGGAGAUAUGGUGCGGAGGCAAUGAUCGCAAAACCAAAUUUCCACAGCCGUAGCGUGUUUUCGGAAAACUUAGUUGCCAUCGUACUACGAAAGCUUGCGGUGAAGUUCAACAAACCAAUCUAUGUGGGUAUGUGUAUACUAGAUAUAUCUAAGGUUUGUUGGUAUGAAUUCCAUCACGAUUACAUGUUACUCACACAUGGCGAUAAAUGUAAAGUUAUGUACACCGAUACGGAUAGUUUAAUUUACCACAUCGAGUGCGAGAAUAUUUAUGAUACUAUAAAAUGCGAUAUUAAUCGAUUUGAUACCAGUGAUUAUCCGGUAGGGAACGUUUACGAUAUACCGCUUGUAAACAAAAAAGUCCCCGGUUUGCUGAAAGAUGAAAACAAUGGGGCAGUAAUGACAGAAUUUGUUUGACUCAGAGUGAAAAUGUAUGCACUGCGUGUAGAUGGUAAAAAAGAUACGAAAAAGGCGAAAGGUGUAAAAAGUAACGUUGUUUCCAGGAUGAUAACUUUCGACGACUACACGCAGUGCCUACGAAACGAAAUUGAAAUGAUUCGUAAUCAGACAUCUAUAAGAUCAAAAUUACACAAAGUAUACACAAUGGCGGAAUCAAAAAUCGCUCUGAGUCCGUACGACGAUAAGCGGUAUAUCGUACCCGACUCAAUGGAUACAUUGCCGUGGGGUCAUUAUAAAAUACCGCUUUAGAUAUAUCAGUAUAUGUAUUUUGUAAAUCAUUUUUACCUCGAUUUUAAUAGAUUGGUUACGUCCCC
Molecule: messenger RNA, 3394 nt
Organism: Hylaeus anthracinus
Lineage: Eukaryota; Metazoa; Arthropoda; Insecta; Hymenoptera; Colletidae
Exons: 3
Coding region: 368-1765 (465 amino acids)
Molecular function (GO): nucleic acid binding
Source: RefSeq, a predicted model, not a curated record